Messenger RNA from Acaulospora morrowiae, 1459 nucleotides. The record is from the annotation of a GenBank genome assembly. Lineage: Eukaryota; Fungi; Glomeromycota; Glomeromycetes; Diversisporales; Acaulosporaceae.
AGCAUGUAAUUUGUAUACCGAAGCAUACGCUGAUCUUUAUGGCUAUGGAAUUGAAAAUUCCCUGCUAGAUGAACCGAUGCUUAGAAAUGUCGACACAAAAAAAGGACACGUUCUCGAUAUACCGGAAUUUAGUGAUCUCGUAAUUGAUGAUAAACGAGACAAUAUUUUUCAAUUUGUUCAGAUUACGGAUCUACACAUAUCGCAAUUCAAAAAAAUUGGUGGUACGUCGCAUUUUUUACAUUUCCUUGGAACGGCUCUUCCGGUAGUAUCCCCCUCGUUCGUUUUAGUGACUGGAGAUUUAACUGAUGGAAAGGAUGCAGACAGUCUCACUUCACAACAAUGGGUUGAAGAGUGGACUACAUAUCAGACUGCAUUGAAGGAGGCGGGUGUUCUUGAUCGUCCAUAUUUUUGGAAUGAUCUGCGGGGAAAUCAUGACGUUUUUAAUGUUGAAUCUUGGGAAAGCAAAUACAAUUUAUACAGAGAGUAUGGAGUUGGAAAGAAGAAGGGAUUUCAUGUUACUAUUGAAAAAACUUUUGGCAGAUAUAGAUUCAUUGGAAUAGAUGCAUGUCCAAAAGUAGGUCCUGCCAGGCCGUUUAAUUUUUUUGGUUAUUAUGAUAUAGACAAUAUGGAUCGUUUAUCGGAUCAAUUAUCCAAUGCAUCAAAAGAUUCAAAUCAUACGUUUUUAUUGGCACAUUAUCCGACGGCAACAACGUUAUUUGGCAAAACUUCUAAGGGAGAGACUUUUGAUGACAUAUCAAAACACAUAAGUGUUUAUAUGUGCGGUCAUUUGCAUAAAUUAGCGAUGGGCCUAGGGGAAAAGUUGCAGACAUACCAACCUACACACUUUCUUGAACUGGAAUUAGGGGACAUGAAAGUUAAUGCUAUAUAUCGCAUCUUAGCUAUUGAUCAUGACUUAAUAAGCUUCACCGAUGUGACAUUGCCGCUGCAAGAAAUUCCUUUGCAAACGCCACCAUUACCUGCGAAAGGAAAGUCAAUAUUGCCUGAAAAAAUUGAUUAUCUUCCAACGAUAUUAAUUACGAAUCCGAAGGAUUCUCGUUUUUUGAUGAAAUAUCAUGAACCCGUUAAUCGUAUAAGGGAGAGCACUCACAUAAGAUUAUUGAUAUUUUCUGAUCACGAAGUAAACACUGUGGAAAUAUUUUUGGAUGGAAAACGGCAUGAAGAGAAAGUGAUUUAUCAAGGUAAUUUAAGAAACCAGAGUGAAGAUUAUAUUCCACUCUGGGUUUCCUCAUGGGAUCCUAAGAGAUUUGAUGAUGGCAAGGAGCACCGAAUUACUGUCAGAGCACGAGACAUGCUAGGUCAUGUUGGUGAAAACAAGAUAAUGUUUCGCGUGGAUGGUAAAAGAAGUGAUAUGCGUGGUGGAAUUAGUGAAUUUUUAAUUGGGCUGAAUUGGGCUUUGGUGGUAUGUACAGAAGUUUAUUUCUACUUUGUUGUGGAUUAG